This is a messenger RNA of Exophiala viscosa, 1962 nucleotides long. RefSeq names its product delta14-sterol reductase. Gene Ontology annotation, biological process: ergosterol biosynthetic process. The record is from RefSeq and is a predicted model, not a curated record. Gene Ontology annotation, molecular function: Delta14-sterol reductase activity. NCBI's taxonomy places the organism in Eukaryota, Fungi, Ascomycota, Eurotiomycetes, Chaetothyriales, Herpotrichiellaceae. The transcript is spliced from 2 exons. Gene Ontology annotation, cellular component: endoplasmic reticulum membrane. Bases 273 to 1751 code for a protein of 492 amino acids.
CGUAAGGACAACUGCGCAGUAGCUUAGCAGUCGACUUUGUAUGAUCUCACUCGGCUGGUGGAUCCUCCGAACAAUCGUUCUGUGACAGCUUUUGUACAUCAAUGAUGCGCAGCCAACUCCAGUCACAAUGUAAAGAAUCACAUUAUUUGUCUUACCCACUUUCUUUUCGGAUUUCAAAGGUUUCUCUGUGCGACUCGGGAAAUACGGGUUGAUCAGUUCGUGUUCAGGACAAGCUUGAUCACGAACACGACGAGUUUGUUUCAACUGCAGAGAUGGGCAUCAAAUCUGGGGAAGCACCAAGUGCGGCUAUCGAGAAGCACGGGUAUGAGUUUGGAGGCCCUCUGGGUGCCGCUGGCAUAGUCUUCGGCCUGCCUUUACUCGUCUACACGACCGUCUUCCUUUGCAACGACGUUUCAGGAUGCCCAGCCCCAGCUCUUUUGAACCCAAAGACCUUGACCCUAGCGAAGUUGAAAGCUCAAACACCAUGGCCCGAGGAUGGUCUGUCAGGGCUGUUUGAUGUCCAAGUCAUCGCAUGGACGCUGGCAUACUAUGCACUGAGUCUGGCGUUACAACUUUUUCUGCCGGGAGAAGAGGUUGAGGGCACAACUUUGCGCAGUGGCGGCAGACAUCACUACAAGUUCAAUGCGUUCAAUUCUGCUGUGCUCAUAUUGGCUGGCCUGGCUAUUGGAACUGCAAUCCAAGGCUCUGAUUUUGUGGUGUGGACAUUCAUUUGGGGCAACCUGCCUCAAUUGGUCACGGCAAACCUGCUGGUCUCCUACGUCCUCGCCAUCUAUGUUUACCUAGCCUCUUUCGGUGUCCCUCGUCACGGUCAAUCAAACACUGAGAAUCGCGAACUGGCGGAGGGAGGAGUGAGUGGCAACAUAUUGUACGACUUUUUCAUAGGUCGUGAGUUGAACCCUCGCAUGGCUGUCCCUCAAUGGGUUCCUGUCGCUGGCGGUCAGGUUAUUGACAUCAAGGCCUUCAUGGAGAUGAGGCCUGGACUCCUGGGAUGGUUGAUCCUUGAUCUAGCCUUCAUCGCUCACCAAUACAAAGCGCACGGCUUUGUCUCGGACUCCAUCAUUCUGAUCACGCUCUUCCAAGGGUUGUAUGUCCUCGACGCUCUCUACAUGGAGCCAGCCAUUCUCACCACGAUCGACCUCAUCCAAGAUGGCUUCGGCUUCAUGCUUUCCUUUGGAGAUGUGGUAUGGGUGCCCUUCAUCUACAGCCUACAAGCACGUUACCUCGCGGUCUACCCACUCACAUUGGGCAUCACUGGCGUUGCUGGUGUUCUGUCGAUCCAGGCCUUGGGUUAUUACAUUUUCCGGUCGGCCAACAACCAGAAGAACAGGUUCCGUACGAAUCCCAACGAUCCUCGCGUGUCAGACCUAGAAACAAUCACCACGGAAUCUGGCUCCAAGCUGCUAGUUUCGGGCUGGUGGGGAACGGCUCGACAUAUCAACUACCUUGGGGACUGGAUUAUGUCAUAUAGCUAUUCUUUGCCGACGGGCAUUGCAGGAUACAUUAUCCACAACUAUCAGAACCCCGUCACGGGUGCUGUGACCCGGGAGGUUGAGCAAGGCCAAGCACGUGGCUGGGGAAUGCUGUUCACCUACUUCUAUGUGGUAUACUUUGGCGUUUUACUCAUUCACAGGGAGAGGAGAGAUGAUGAGAAGUGUCGCAAGAAGUACGGCAAGGACUGGGAGAAAUACUGCAAGCGAGUCCCUUCGAGGAUCCUGCCUGGUGUAUACUAGCACUGUCACCUUGUCGCUCUGAAACCAUAUCCGGCCGAAGGUUUCCUGGCGCAGGAUGGGAACCAGAUAUUGAUCUAUCUCUUUUCUAACCGAGAACCAACAAGGGCCUAGGCCCGAUCACCAGACCGUCGGUACCAGUAGUUCCCCACUACUGCCCAGACUUUCAUAUCCCGUCGGGGCCCCCUGUUCUCCGGAUAAAGCCCACCUGAGU